This is a messenger RNA of Plutella xylostella (diamondback moth), 1595 nucleotides long. RefSeq lists its product as uncharacterized. Lineage: Eukaryota; Metazoa; Arthropoda; Insecta; Lepidoptera; Plutellidae. The record is from RefSeq and is a predicted model, not a curated record.
AUCAACAGCGAGACGUGGGAAGCGACCAUCGUCCAAUCACGUCGCGUCAAAGAACUCCGAGUCUGCAGCGGACGAGUCUCAUUGGUUCAUACCAUACGUCAAGUAAGAAUAGUUAGGUUGGCAGGCCUGCGCUGCGUUUGCGAAACUUGCGCCCUCUAGCGGAACGGCGUAUGCGACGUCAACAAAUUCGCCAUCUUAUUUUAUUUGGCGUGGUGGUUGCAAUAAUUUGUAAUUUGCUUUCAAUUUUCGAUUUCUAGUGCAAAGUUUAGCUGUAAAUAACUGUAAUUGUAAAUAGCUAACAUUAGAGUCGCAACAAAUACGAUACAUUGUGUAAUUUAACUGUGUAUCAUAAUGGAGGAACAACUAAAAGCUCUAAAGGCCCAGAGAGGCUAUGCAAAAGUAGUGAACCAGACUAUGAGCGCUCUCACCAACCUACAGGUGAAUGUCGAUGACAAAGACCCGUUUUUACUGGGUAUUCUGCAGCGUAAGUUAGACACAUACAGCUGGAGGUCAUAUCAGCUGGAGAGAAACCUGGAGAAUGACCCAACAGUUCAAGAUUUCCUCUCCUAUCUGGAGAGGCGAGCUCUUGCUUUGGAGAACACCGAUCACAGCGAGACAGCCACAUCUGGGAAACGGCAGCCGGCAAGCAUAGCAAAGAGUAAGGUGACUCUGGCAACAACAACCAAUUCUACAAUGGAGUGCUUAUACUGUGUUGCUGCAGCUUGAGGAGGCCCAACGCUCACCUUCAACCAACCAUCAGCUACCAUCUUCAUCUCCAAGCAUCAUCAACACUAAGUUUGGCCAUGUCAUCGCCGGAGCAUUAACAGAUACCAUUAUAAAGGAUCAGGUUGUAUCUCUUUUUUGUGCUAAAUGUGAAUCAGAUGUAAGUGACAAUAUAAAAAAGCUUUGGGAAGUGGAGAGUGUUCCGGAGUUACUAAAAGAGCGGGAUUCAGAGCAAGAGUUGGCAGAAAAAUUAUUUGUAAGCUCAGUAAAGCUUGAAAAUAACAAGUUUACUGUUGACUUACCUUUGAAAAUAGAAACCGGCAACAUUAAUGAAACUCUAGGCAACUCAUUUGACCUAGCAUUACACAGGUUUCUCAGUCUAGAAAAAAGACUGCAAAAGAACAUCAAUUUGCUUACAAAUUAUCAAAAGUUUAUUGAUGACUAUGUAGCCCUGGGGCAUGGGCACUAUGUAGAUAUUAACUCAUACAAUUUCAAUGAGGAUCCAAUUUAUUUUGUGCCGCAUCAUUCGGUAAUAAACGAAAAUAGUAAAAGUACGCCCAUGAGGGUUGUAUUUGAUUGUAGUAUGAAAACAAAUAAAAAAAUAUCUUUAAAUGAUAUUUUACUCAAUGGACCUACAGUGCAAAAAGAAUUGUUUGACAUUGUGCUAUUGUAUAGAUAUGGGGAAUACACUUUGAGCUCUGACAUUAAAAAAAUGUUCCGCAAUAUACUGGUAAACCCGGAGCACACUUCACUUCAGAACAUUCUGUGGCGCGAUAACUCUAGUCAGGCUAUACGGUGUAUUCGUCUUGAUACCGUCAGUUAUGGUAUGAAAUCUUCAAGCUAUUUAGCGACGCGCUGUUUAUUUGAGCUUG